CCCUCCCUCUCCAUCUCGCCAUCCCUCCCUCCCUCCCAUAUCCCCACCUCGCCAUAGUAUCUCGCCAUCCUUCCCUCCCUCCCAUCUCGCCAUCCACUCCUCUCGCCAUCCCUCCAUCCAUCCAUCCAUCUUCUUCUUCUUCUUCUUCUUCUUCUUCUUCUUCAGCAUUGUAAAGCAGUCUCCCUUCGUCUGUCCAUCUUCUAAAAUUUCAGCAUGGCCAGCGGGAGCAGGGCAGGGGGUGCGGUUGGUGGAGAAGGAAGCAGGAGGCAGUCGGAAAGAGGAGUGGGUAGAGGGAAGGACAUUGCGAGCUCGAGCGCACCUUCGUCGGGGGUGGUUGACAAAGUCCCGACGCCGGCUACGGACCCAUCCUUGUUCGUCCCACAAGCGGAGGAAAAGCAAAAGAAGUUGCAGGGCAAGAAGGAGGUGUGGAAGCAUGUAGAACAAGGUCAGGAGGCUGUGCCGAAGGGGCGGGGAGAGUAUUGGCUGCGGUGUCGGCUGUGCUCGACCAUUUACAGGGGCACGAGCACAAGAGCCGUCGAGCAUUUCCUAAAACUGCAGAAGCCUUGCCCUUUCAGGACGGGCAUGAUAUUGCACAAGCUGGUGGCCCAAGGCGCGAAGGUGCUGCCGAAGGACAAGAAGACGCAAUACCUUCUGCAAAAUUACCGGCAGCUUCACAACAUUUCAGCGGGGGGUGCUGCUGUCAAUGAGGACGACGAGAGUGUGGUUGUUCCUCGCGGUUAUGAGGAGCCACAACCGCCGGUUGCUGCUGGGAGGGAGCCAGUGGAGGAGCCGGUGCAGCGGGGAAAAGAACCUGCAGCGGCACAGGCGGCGGGAGAAGAUGGUGCUUCCACCACAAGGAUGGCUUCAAUGCAGCAAACGACCAUCAAGAGAUGGGUCGACAACGCGGCGCAGAAGAAGUUGGAUGUCGCGUGGGCGGAGGCACUGUUCAGAGCUGGAAUUGCAUUCCAAUUCCUGGAGUUCGACAUCACGCAGCAGCUGCACAGCGUGUACCUCGAGAUGGCGAACGCCAGACCGCAGGUGAAGUUGCCGUCUUCGAAGCACAUUCGGACUGUCAUGCUAGAGUUCAUUUUCAUGCGCAUUCAAAAGCAAAUGGAGCCUUUGACAAAAUGUUGGGAUGUCACCGGCUGCACUUUCAUCACGGACGGGUCUAACGAUCGGAGGGACUGGCCUGUCAUGAACUUCUUAGCGGCGGGGGAGCAGGGAGCUGUUCUGGUGGCGACGGUGUACAUGGACGGCAAGAAGAAGACAGGAGCGGCGUUGGCAAAACUGUGGGAGAAAAUAAUGAGGGAGAUUGGGCUGCAUCGCAUCAACGCAAUAUGCACUGACAACGCGGAGGUGAACAAGAGAGCAGCUCAAAUUUUGGAAUGCUUGCUGCUAAGGGACGUCAACAAGUUGGACUGGGUGAAGGGCACGGUGAAGCGGGGCCACACCAUCGUCAAAUUCAUCAGGAAUCACCACACGAGUAACAGUUUCAUGAUGAGUUUGGACUCGUCAUUGACGUUGUUGCGACCGACCGAGGUCCGUUUCGGGUCGGUGUACCGGAUGCUGGAGCGGAUACACAACCGGAGGGCAGUUUUGAAGGACAUGGUGGACGCGACGAAUGUGGGGAAAUGGAAGGCGAUGCGGUGGUCGAGCGCGAAGCUGCAAGCGAAAGCGGAUCUCGUGUACUUCACACUGCGGAGGGAUGGUUGGUGGACGGAGCUAAGGAAGGUGGUGGAGAUGAUGGAGCCGUUGUAUCUCCUACUGCGGAGGAUGGACAAGGACAGGACAGCACCGUCAAACCUUGUGGAGUACGACCGACUCAUGGAGAGGAUGCUGGCGGAGGUUGUGCUGACACCGGAGCAGCGAAGUCCGGUGCUGGAGAAGCCGCUUUCGCUUGCAAAUCCGGUGCUUGGAGACCUGCGCGAGUUCCACAAGCGACCCACCGCAUACGACCCCAAUCGGACGGACAAGAAGAUGUGGGAGCCGGAUGCGGUCGAGGAUGCUGAUAUUAUCUCGCCGUCGGAGUGGUGGGCAACAUAUGGUGGCGACGUGCCGAAGUUGCAGACCAUCGCUAUCAAAGUGAUGGGCAUGUGGAGCACUGCAACUCCGGCGGAGCGUAAUUGGUCGUCGAUGGACUUGGUGCACUCCAAGCGACGGAAUCGGUUGAAGCCCGCGACCGUGGAGAAGCUUGUGUACAUUCAUUGGAAUAUGAAUCUGUUGCGGGCGAGCGAAAACUUGACGGACCAUCACUACAUCGAUUUGUGGGCGGAGUUCUUCGAGUCUCCUCCGGCUGCGGAGGAGGGCGAUGAUCCUCUUUUGGCGGUGCCCGAGGAGGAGAAGGGGAAAACGGAGGAGGAACAGGCCCAGGAACGGGCCUUAACCAAGCUCCAUGGUCGGAAUCGUAUAGCGAAGGGGAGGCAGACGGCGGGUCCGACGAUGACUUUGAGCUGGGAGCGCAACCCGCAAUCCCGGGCACCACAUAUGUUGGGAGGAGGCGAAGAACACAGUGCCACGGAGAACGCCCGCCCACAACACCAUGUCAAGGGACGGCUAAUACAAGUGCGCAGUACGAUUGACACCGACAUUGACAUGGUGCUUGGCCCUGGUCCGAUCGACGCGGAUGAGGCGGAGGCCGAUCGUGCGAAGGCAAUGGCUGAUGCGGAUCGCGAACGGGUGCAAAGGAGAAUGAGAGAGGAGGAGGAGCGGCGAGCAGCUGUACCAACCCGUAGAGAAAUGCAGAAACAAAAGAAGAAGGUUGGAGAGCAUGAACCAGAGCCUGCGCGGGAGAUGGGGCAGCACGAGGAGGAGGAAGAGGAGGAGAUGGGCCAGCAAGACGAGAUGGAAGAGGAGGAGAUGGGCCAGCAAGACAAGGAGGAAGAACACGAGAUGGCCCACCUGGCGCAGGAAGAAGAAGAGAUGGAGGAGGAAGAAGAAGAGGCUUGCAUGGAGCAGCGAGAGGAGGAGAUGGAACAAGAAGAAGGGCACGGACCAGCAAGAAGAGGGUUUGGAGGACCAACAUGCGGAACGGGUGGGAGAGAGCGAGGAGGAGCAGCAGCACGACAAGAUGGCGCACAACGAGGAGGAGCCGCAACAGCAACAGUAUGCACCGACGACCGCGUACAAGCGUCGGAAGAAACAGCGGAGCCUGCCGGAUCGCCAUAGAAUUCCCCCGAAUUUCCAGACAACUUAAGAGGGGAGCCAACACGACAACCUGUGGGUCAGCAGGGUCCUGUCGACGAUGUGCCGAGGCCGAAACUUCCACGUG
This is a messenger RNA of Chara braunii, 3268 nucleotides long. The record is from the annotation of a GenBank genome assembly. Lineage: Eukaryota; Viridiplantae; Streptophyta; Charophyceae; Charales; Characeae.